Molecule: messenger RNA, 5928 nt
Organism: Blepharisma stoltei
Lineage: Eukaryota; Ciliophora; Heterotrichea; Heterotrichida; Blepharismidae
Source: the annotation of a GenBank genome assembly
AUGUCAUCCAAAUUCGGUGAUUUUGCUAUGGAUGUUUUGAGCAGAUACAGUUUGGCUACAAACUUCUGAAGCACCCAAGGGAAGAUUUUGGCUCAGCUGAAGCAAGAAAACAAAGAGCUGCUGAAUCAAAAAGCUCUUACUAAUAAAAAAGAUGACAAAAUUCAGGAAGCCAGUGAAAUUGAUGACUAUCUUGCAAAACUGGACUCAGAAAUUAAAUUUAGACGAAAAAAUGAUAGAAAAGAUUUUGUUGGGAAUUUAGACUUAAAGCUGAGGUUCUUAAUUGAGCAUAGUUUUCGGUGUCUAAAAGAAAUAAGAAAUAAGAUCCCAAAUAAUAUUUUUAAGCGGAAUUCCAAUGCCUUAAAACAGAUAGAAGAAAAAGUUAAUAGUCUUGAGCUGCUUGAUACAUCAGAAAAAAUUGAUUUGCUUGAGAAAUGUGAAAUCUUGAAGCUUUGCUUAUUAAGGGAAUUAAAUUAUCCGUGAAAAGUGGUAAGCAAUUUAAAAGAAGCUGCAAUUGAAGGCACCUGGAAUCUUAUUGAGAUUUCUAAUCAAAUAGAAAAUCUUGAAAACAGUGAUAUUGCCAAAGCUAUAAGUGAAAAAUCAGAAAUUUUAGCCACAAAUAAUGCAGAAAAAAUAUCAGAAUUUUUGGUGAAAGUUGAGAAGUUAAAAUCAGAAGCAUUAAAAUUAGGGGAAAUUUCGCAUGUAAAUGAUGAUAGGACGCUAACAGAUCUUAGAAGAAUUACUGAAAAAACACAAGACUCCUUGUCUUCUCUUGUAGGCUCAGACGAUGAAGAAGUGCAUAGGCUUUCUUCAACUUUUGUCAAAUUAAAUGAUGAUUCUGAAGAAAUACUAAAUUUCCAUGAGGCCCAAAUUAAUAAAUUAGUACUGGAAGCUAAAAACUUUAAAAAUUCAGCUGAAAAUGUCGAAAUAACUAAAAGCAAGUUUUUAUCAAAAAUCCAGCAGCAUUUAUGCAAUAGCAUGCAAUCUCUUCAAUCAUUAUCAUCUAUAACCUAUCAAGACCCGAGCUUAAAUACAAUGGAAAAAGAAAUAUCAAGAGGAAGCUUUAAAUCUUUAUUCAAGCUUGGAAAGCUGCAAGAAAGCAUUCGAAGAGGCAUGAUCAGCUCUUUACCUGAAUACGGCAUCGAUAUGAAAAGCUUAUCAAAUUUGCUGAAAAUGCUUAAAAGCAUGCACAGAAGUGUGCUUGAAAUGAGCAAUCGGCUGAAAAUAAAAAACGAAGAAUUACUAGAAAAAAUUGAGGACUUGAAUGAAGGAUAUGAAUCCACAACUCUAAAAUAUGAAGAAGUUGCUGCUGCAGAAAAAAAGUACAAAUUAGUCUACGUGCAAGCAUUUCAAAAAACAUUAGGAGAAUCCUGGGGAAAACACCUAGAAAUUAUUGAUGCCCUUAUCCGUUAUAUUCCAUAUAUGGACCACUCUAUUGGAGACCUGCUCUCUUUUGGAAGCUUAGUAAAAGAGUCUGAAUCCACGUUAAGGAUGCUUAUGGAAUUAUUCACUCCGAAAAAUAAAAAAUUAUUCGGAAAACUUGAGCAGCUUCUCAAUAAAAAAGUAGAAAUUGACGCAAAUUUAUUCAAAAUUAAUGAAGCUGACAUGCUUGCAAGUCAAUGAAAAACAAUUGAAAACUAUUUUACAAGCUCCCGGGAUCUUAUAUUUGAAGAAGAGAUGCUGAAGCAGGAACUUAUCAAAUUUUCGGAACCUUGCAAAGAGAAACUUUAUAAUUAAAUAUGUGCUUUAGGAUGCAUGGCUGAGUCACCAUAUUUAAUUAUAUUGAGCAGGUGUUGCUAGCCAGAAAUGCACAGCAAUGAUAGGCAGCAAUUCGGCAGCGUGCGAAAUCUAGCCUAAGUCCUUUCAGGAUUGGAUUUUACUUCGCAAGGCUUGGAGUUGGAAAGAGAAGCCCUGCAGCGCCUAUUGAGCCAUCGGUUAUCUUUUCGGUGUGUAACCACGAGUUACGCCCUGGGCUUCAAGUUGACCUUUUUUGCUGAGAAUUCCAUUUUUUGAAAUUUUUGAGCUGGCACCUCAUGCUCAGACCCAAAGAGCUGGAAGGACAGGAGCAGUUCAAAGGUGAAGCUGAGGUGGUGUUUGGCGCAGAGGUGGAUCGGGAACCCUGAAGCAGAGUGCAAGUAAUGUGGUCGUGGACGCUAAACGAGAACCUAGUAGCGAUUAAUUUAGUGUGUGUGCAAAGAGAAAUUUGAGCUUAUGGAAUCGCUGAAAAAAACUUAUGAAGAAAGCUUAACUCUAGUAAUUGAAGUAAAAACUGUUCAAAUUCAAAGUGGGGUUAAUUUUAUUCUAUAAACUAGCAAUAGAACUUUUAAAUUUUAUAUAAAAAUAGCGCUCUAAUUGUGCUUUGCAUUUAAGAUAUAUAAAAUAUGGGCAAAUUUUUUAUUUUAUAUUGGAUACUAAAUUUAUGUUUUAAGAAAUUCCUUAAUUUUCCAAUAAAUACUGCAAAACCUCUAAAAUAAUAUUUUAUCGGUAAGUUAGAACUUUCUAAAAGGGUAUUAGAAUUAGGUGAUAGAAUAGAAAAGGAACUUGUUGAAUAUAUGAAUUUCUGAAAUUCAUAUAAAUCGACUUCUCUGCCAGCCAAUAAUGGAGACUCGAAUAGAAAUUAUCCAAUACCAAGCCAAUCUUCAGAUCACCCAUUAAGUCAGGGAUCAUAUAAAGAAACACCAUUAAGCGAAUCAUUAAAAAAUUUUCAUGGGCUUCAGUCAAGACUCUUAGACAACUUUGAGAGCCAAAAUAAGAUUUAUGAGUCUGUUGUGCUUGCUCAAAUAAGCUUACAAGAGUCGCCAUUAAUAGCUCAAAAUCCUGAGCAGAACAUGUUGCCGAAACGUAAGCUAGUAGGAGUUUCUAAAGAUUUAUGCUUUUUUAUUAAAGGAAACUCAAAAGAAGCCCUCUUAAAAUUAAUUUCUCUUAUUCACUCAAGUGAAACACUUAAGCCUCAAGGAAAUCGUGCGCUAAUAGUGAAAAGAGAGCCUUUAAUAGUACAAGGAGUAAGCAUUAUAUUGAUGAUUUUAGAAUCAAUUCAAGGCGACUUAUUAAGCACUUUUGAGUCAAAAAUUAAUUUCAUACAGAAAGGAGAAAUUAAAGAAAAUGCAUUAAAAAUCAUAGAAUUUAUAAAACAAUUGAAACUCAGCCCAGGGGAAGAGCCAUUUAUUAAAAUAUUGAAUAACAUUUUCCAAUGAAAAGAAAAAAUUCAAGGAGAGUUUAUGGCUUUAUUUAGCAAACUUUUGGAUGCAAAUUUAGAGGUUAAGGAAGAAAUAAUUAUUGAAGAAAUACAGCCACAGACAAAAAUUCCAGCACAUAAAAAAGCACAGAAAGUAAGGUCAAGAAAGCGGCCUGAUAAAGAAAGUGAUAUGCAGGACCAGUCGCAACAAAGUGAGGCAAAACCGAUAGAAAAGCCUAAAACCUCUUUGAUUCCAGAAAUUGAAGAAGGGGUUAAAAGCUUAUAUAAGGAUUGCUAUGCAAUUUUAAAUAUUAUUAAUCCUGGCUUUGAAGGAGAAAGCUUCAAUAAAAGCAUUAAAGCUGAUUCUGACUCCCCCCCCUUUUAAAUUGGAACAAAAAAUAGGUAAAAUUCCUACUUUUUUGGGAAAUUACCCCCCCCUUUAAAUUGAAACAAAAUUUUAUUAUAAUAGAAAAUUUUAUGGGUAAAAAUCAUUAUUUUAUAUGUAAAUACGUUAAUACCCUAUUUAAUAUGCUUCAAACAUAUAAGAUUUAGAAAUUAAACUCUAUUUUGUCCAAUUGUUAUGGGGAGAGUUAGAAGAAUACCAUUUCAGCAAGUUUACACUUUGAGAUUGAGAAAUUUAUGAAUUAAUUUUUCAUGAAAUUAAAAAUUAAAAAUCAAACACAGAAUGAACCAUAAAAUUUUAUCCCUGAAAAAAUUUUUAUAUAUAAAUUUUUUUUAUAAAAAAAUUUUCUUAACCCCCUUUAAAUUGAAACAAAAAAUUUUUUGUUUCAAUUUAAAGGGGGGGGAGUGAGGAAGAAGAGCGAUUCCAAACAAUUUUAAAUAAUAUAAAAUCUUCUGGACGCCUAUUAGACACCAUCAAAAAUUUAUCAAAAGACGUAUAUGAUUCUAAUUCCUCAUAUCAAGACUUAAAGAGCCAGCUGAAUAAAUUAGAAAAGCUAAAAGAAGAUUUGACUGAGUCACAAAAAGCAUUAGAAGACAAAGAUUUUUCGAUAAAAUCCUUAAGGGAAGAUCUUACUGAGUCCCAAAAAGCAUUGCAAGGCAAAGAUUCUUCAAUAAAAUCCUUAAAAGAAGAUCUUACUGAAUUCCAAAAAGCAUUAGAAGACAAAGAUUCUUCAAUAAAAUCCUUAAAAGAAGAUCUUACUGAAUCCCAAAAAGCAUUACAAGGCAAAGAUUCUUCAAUAAAAUCCUUAAAAGAAGAUCUGGCUGAAUCCCAAAAAGUAUUACAAAGCAAAGAGUCUUCAAUACAAUCCUUAAAAGAGUCUUUCUCAGCACUUGAAAAAGAAAAUAAAAACUGAAUUGAAAUGUACACAAGUCUAAAUAAAAUAAUAAAUGAGAGAGAAGAAGAAUGAAGCCAAGAAAAAUCUAAAUUUGAGCAAAUCAGCCUAAGCCAAAAUGAAACAAUCAUUAGCCUAGACAAAGAAAUUACUAACUUAAACAAAAAAAUAGAAAAACAAGCUGAAGAACUAUCAAUAUUAGAAGAAGAAAAUCAAAAAUUAAAUGAAGAGCUGUCUAGGCUUGAAGGUUUAAGAAACAAAGAAGACACUUCAGAAACUGAAGAAAUCGUCCUACACCAAGAAGAAGUGUUCCGGAUUACAGAGUCCAUAAAUAUUUUAGACAAUGAAAUAGUGACAUUAGAAGACGAAAUUGAAAAUAGGGACUCGCUGAUCCAAGAACAAAGCGAAACUAUCCAAAGCCACAAAGCAGAAAGAAUUAGCUUUGACGAAGCAAUUUCCACACAAGCUGAAACAAUCACACAGCUAAAUGAUGAAAUAUACAACCUUAAAGAAGUCAUCCAAAAACAAGAAGAAAUCAUUUCAAUUCAUGAAGAAGAAAACGACGAGCUAAAAGCAAUUAUCCAGAAAAAAGAUGAAGAAAAUGCAAUAAUUAAUUCGUCACUCACAAAAUUGAAUGAAGAUUUUAAUCAAGCAAGAAAAGAAUGAAAAAUCUAUGAGGAUUCAGCUAAAGAUUUAGAGCUGAAAUUGCAGAUUGCGACGACUAAUCUUAGUUUAGAAGCAAUGGAGGCUAGGAGGCUUAAAGAUGAUAUUAGCUCCUUGAAAAUUAAAAUUGCAAGUGAUGAAAACCUUCAGCCAAUUCUGCAGAUUAAAGAGGAACAGAUAGAAGAUUUGAAUAUGCAGCUCAGCAACUUGCAGAAUUGCCAGAAGCUGCUUGAUGAAGCCAGAAAUGAGCUGUGGACGAGAAAUAGGCAGCUCGAAAUUGAUAAUGAAAAUUUGAAUAGAGAGAAAAGUGAGCUUAAGCUGCAGGUGAAAAUAUUCAAGAAUGAUCGGAAUGAAGCAGAAAGUGAUCGAAAAGUGCAAAAUUUGGAGAGAGGGCCUUAUUCAGAAGAAAGCUCACAAGAUAUUGAGACUCUUAACAGCAAACUUAAUGAAGAAUCUGAAAUUAUAAGCAACUUAGAAACGCAGAUUUCUGGUCUACUACAGAAAGAAAGUGAGUAUAAAACUUCGAUAAGAAACCUAUUCCUCAGAAUUUUAAGAAUAAGGGCUCUUUAUCGUUCACGGUUCAUUAUAUUUAGAAGAUUUAAUCAGUGGCAGGACUAUGCCAUCUCUUCUGAUAUAAUUCUAGAUCAAUUCAGCCCUGAAGUUCCUUCGUUAACUCUUACUGAUCCUGAAGUAUCUGCUAUUCAAAUAUCAAAAAAUUACAGAGAGUCAAAUACAAUAGAUGCCAAUGAAGAAAUAGCAGCCAAAAGUGCUAAUUCACCUUCUGGAAAUCUUAUAUAA